Triticum aestivum (bread wheat) is the source of this 1774-nucleotide messenger RNA. RefSeq lists its product as uncharacterized. The transcript is spliced from 11 exons. NCBI's taxonomy places the organism in Eukaryota, Viridiplantae, Streptophyta, Magnoliopsida, Poales, Poaceae. The record is from RefSeq and is a predicted model, not a curated record. The coding region runs from base 503 to 1774 and encodes 423 amino acids.
CGCACGUUGUCCACUUCAUCGCAGCAGUAGCGCACGUACGCCACCUCGCCGCAGCAACCGCACACAUCGACGCUGGUGGUCUGGCCGGUCCAUUCGGUCCACUCGGUCUGGCCCGGGCUUUGACGCAGCCGGUCGCCGGAAACAGGACCGCUCGCCUGCUCGGUCCGGUCCGGUACGGACCGCCGGCGGCUGGUCCAAACGAAGGCUCGGUCAGGGACCGGACCGGACCGGACGGUCCGGACCGUGUCCACCUUGACCACACCGCCGCCCCUCAGCCAACCCCGACCAUGUCCUCUGCGCCUACCGUCUAGACAAGCGGCUAGGGUUUCACGCCGCAGCCGUCGCCGUCGCCACGCACCUCCCGCCGCUGUCGGCUCCACCCCCCUGACUACGUCCUCUGCCUCCUACCGUCGCCUCCGGACACGUCUCCUUCGCCAGCAGAUCGACGCCGCCGCCCAGCUCGACCUCCUCCCUCGUCCCGCGGCCGUAUAGUUUGAUCGAGAUGCUGCACGAGAAGCACGUCCAGAUCGGCCAACUGUCCGAUGAUGGAGAUGGAACAAACAAGGCGUGGACAGGGGAGAAGAGGCACCGCAAGGACCUGCCCGCAUCAUCUUCCCAUGCUCCUGCCACUGCCCAGCACCAUGGAGACGUGGAGGACACCAUCCAAGGGGGUCAAGAUCUGAUUCCUCAUGCGACAGACAUGGAGCCGCUGCUCAGAACAGAUUCGGCGCACGAAACAAGCCAGGAUUGCUUCGGGCCGGACGUCCUCAUCAGCGAGGAGGACGAAACCCGUUUUGCCCAACGUUUGCGUCCCAACAUUCCUCUUCCUCGUACUGACCUGCCACUUUAUAUGUCAUGGGAGGAAGAAGACAAGAUAGAAGCGCGCCUUGGACGCCUUCGCAUCACUUAUUACAAGGAUGUGAAGCCGGAGUGCGCACGUGAACGUGAGCUUAAGGAACCAGAAGAAUACACUGAUGCUGAACUUGGUGAGGAGUUGUACUUUAAGCGGUUAGAGGAGGAUGAAAGUUUUGAGUGGUUCGUCCAUCCUGAUGACACCUAUAAAGCUGGAUUGAAUGACUACCAACGGAUUGCCCCUCGUAAUUUUCUGCCUCAUAGCGGUCGGAACCUGUACCGCUAUCACGAUGAGUACCGCUCACGUUAUCAUACAUAUAAAAUUGAUGCUGUUUAUGUCAAGUAUUAUGCAGAAAUUUCAAAGAAAAUCAAGUGGAUUACAGAGUAUUUGCAUCUGGAUCGCAGGACCAAGGCUUGGUUAGAAUUGGAUACUAGAGCAUGGAGGCAAGCAUUGAGGAUUGCAACUGACUUUGCCCAUAUUACUGUUCGUUUAGCUGCUUUUGCUUAUAAUGAGUACAUUCUUGAGAUGGAUAAGAAUGCGUCCCUCAAGGACAUAGAUCUUGUCUAUUUUGAGAUCUGGAGGCGUGUCGCUAAGAAAAAUUUAAGUUACAUUGAUGCUGUGAAGGAAGUAUAUGAAAUGGACAAGUUCGAUGUACACAAAAGGAGACUAGAUGGUGAACUGAAAGGGGUUCCUGCCAUCGCAACAAUAAAAGCAUAUAUGCAGUAUGUUGUCCGACAAGGUGGCAUUGACGCGAAGACCGAAGAGGAUAAAGCUCGGGAUGUGUUUAGGAAGUUAUCUGUCAGUAUGCAUAAAGCAAUGAACAUGGCUCAGUACGCUCAGAAAAAGUUGGAUUUAGCAGAUGAGCUGAAGUUGGACAAAGAGGGUGGAGUUGUUCCAUUGGAAAGACCCUUCGAGUUCUGA